GCGGUGGGAGCGAGUGCUGAGUCACUAAUAUGCAGUGAGGCACAGGAGGCGGCGGCUGCUCUGGAGUAUGCCGGCCUGACGUUUGCUGUACACUCUGAUACAAGGCUUUGUGUCUGGGAGCUCCCUCAGGCUCCUGGUGUUGUUACAAGUGAUUCUCCGGGCCUUGAGCGCCGCCUGCAGGCCCGGAUGUAAAGCACAGCCAGGGGCAGUGGACCCCACGUGCAGUCAUCACCAAUGAAAUAAACCUUUAGCUUCUUAAAGAACAACAUUUGGCGAAAUCUGGAUUGUCUUGUUGUGUCUAUGGGGAGUGUGUAUCAUUUCAGAUGAACAGAAUUCGCAUCCACGUCCUGCCCAGCCGAGGCCGCCUGACCCCUGUGCCGAGGACCCUCGAAGCCUUGUCCUGUGCCUACGCUCACAGGCCAUGCUCUCAGCCUCGCCUUGAAGGCUACGAGUUCUGCAUCAAGCACAUCCUAGAAGAUAGAAACGCCCCGUACAAGCAGUGCAGCUAUGUCUCCAGCAAGAACAGCCGACGCUGCAGCAGUGCCGCUCCUAAGCCUGACAAAAAGGAUGGUGUUUCUUUCUGUGCUGAGCAUUCCCGUAGAAAUGCCCUAGCUCUCCAGGCUCAAAUGAAGAAAUCAAACACAGGACCAACCAGUGAGUCUUUGUUAUACCAGUUAAGCUCGUAUGCCCGAGGAGAUCUGGGUACCCAGACCCAAGAAAGCAGCAGAAGUGAAUCCAGUUGCAUCCUGGAUGAGGACAGCUGCAGUGACAGCGACCAUGAGGCGGUGACAGUAGAUCAGACCUGGAUGGGAGAUCUUGAUAGUGAAGCAGACAGUCUGGACAGUGAUCAGGAGGAUCCUCUGAAACAUGCAGGAGUGUACACUGCUGAAGAAGUGACUCUUAUAAUGCGAGAGAAGCUCAUUCGGCUCCAAUCUCUAUACAUUGAUCAGUUCAAGAGACUACAGCACUUGCUAAAGGAAAAGAAAAGAAACUACUUGCACAGUGUAAAGACUGAGCAUGAAACCAUUGGGAGUAGCCUUCUCACUGGACCAGAGGGACUCUCUUCUAAAGAGCGUGACAACCUGAAGAAACUGAAAGCAUUGCGUCGCUAUAGAAAACGAUAUGGAGUGGAGGCUCUCUUACAUCGGCAGCUGAAAGAACGUCGUAUGUUGGCCACAGAGGGAGCGUCCCAACAGGCCCACACCACAAGAUCCAGUCAGCGAUGCCUUUCCUUUGUUGAAGACGUACGCUGCUCUAAUCCAAGCCUUCCUAUGAGCAGACACUGCUUAUCACAUAUUUGUCAAGACAGUAACCAAGUUCUCUUCAAGAUGUGUGCAGGCUCUGAAGAAGUUCCUUGCAAUAAAGCUCUUCCUGGGAGCCUAUCUGAAGAGCCCUGCUGCCCUCUUCAUCACAGUUUACCUUCACCAAUGUACAAGUCUGAGCCAGUGCUGCCUGUGUCAGAACCGAUGGAUGUGGCUCCCAUGGAGCUAUAUUUGAGCACGGCUGAGCUACAGCCUACUGAGAGCUUGCCCCUUGAGUUCAGUGAUGACCUCGACGUAGUAGGAGAUGGAAUGCAGUGUCCGCCGUCUCCUCUCCUUUUUGAUCCUUCUGCGGACAUGGCUUUGAAUGAUGUUUCAAAAACGCCAUUCGACAUACUUGCAGAAGACACUGAACAGACCACUCCAAGGGACACCCUUUUGACAGCGGACUCCUUGGUGGGAUCUGCAGGACAGAGUCAAAUCCAGUCAUCAGGAACCUCUCCACAAGUCGCUGAACCAAUUAGUGAUGAUGCAGUGGCGCCAGCACAGUCGAAAGCCAAUGGAAAUGCAGAUGGUUCUGCUUCAAACUGAAUUUUGCUGUAGAAGGUUAAAGGGGUUGUACCUUCUGGACAUUUAGGAUAUAGCGCCUUUCUUCAUUCAUUGCUGUGGAGAGGUGGCUGUGUAUGCCAGAAGUGUCCAGAUAGGAUGACCCCUUUAUUGUUAUUUUAUUUACUUGAUUACUUUUCACUCGCUUUAACUUAAAGACAAAAUCUG
Molecule: messenger RNA, 2033 nt
Organism: Bufo bufo (common toad)
Lineage: Eukaryota; Metazoa; Chordata; Amphibia; Anura; Bufonidae
Gene: KANSL2
Product: KAT8 regulatory NSL complex subunit 2
Exons: 10
Coding region: 324-1850 (508 amino acids)
Cellular component (GO): NSL complex
Source: RefSeq, a predicted model, not a curated record